This is a messenger RNA of Recurvomyces mirabilis, 1896 nucleotides long. RefSeq lists its product as uncharacterized. The transcript has a single exon. NCBI's taxonomy places the organism in Eukaryota, Fungi, Ascomycota, Dothideomycetes, Mycosphaerellales, Teratosphaeriaceae. The record is from RefSeq and is a predicted model, not a curated record. The coding region runs from base 1 to 1896 and encodes 631 amino acids.
AUGAGCUUGACCCGCUGGACAAGUCCAUAUACCACUUCUACGGGAAGCGGCAGCACGAGCGAGUUCAGAUAUGGUCCGCUGAAGAGCUCUAAAACAGGCAUCCGCCUCGCUCAAAUCCUACCAGGCAUCGGCAACAAGGGUCUGGCCAUAAAUCUCAUCGACAGCUUCGUUACCGGUCCUAAUAAGACCCCAUACAAUGCCCUGUCCUAUACGUGGGGUGACGGAGCUCGCAACAAGAGUAUCGCCUGCAAUGGCAAACGUCUAGCUGUUACUCAGGCUCUGCUCGAAGCCUUACAUCGCUUCCGCGACCCCACGCGUACCUUGACACUCUGGAUUGACCAGAUAUGUAUUUGUCAGGAGCGAGUCAAAGAGCGCAAUCAACAAGUCUCCAUUAUGGGUGAUAUCUUCAAAGCCGCACGUAAAGUUAUCGUCUGGCUUGGUGAGGACUACGACGACAGUAAAGCUGGUAUGCAGCUAGCUGGACAUCUACGAAGUAUUGGACGACGUUCCGAGAGCGCUGGACUCGGCCCUGAACACAUCGAUCUAUAUGGCCUGCCCAAAAGAGGUCACAAGAAGUGGAAAGCCUUGUCGGGUAUCCUUCGCAGACCCUGGUUCUGGAGAUCAUGGGUUGUCCAGGAAGUGGUUCUGAACCCGCAGGUAGAACUAGUGCUGGGUGCUAAUAUGCUUACUUGGGAUGAGCUUGAAAGCAUCGUUGCCCUGCUCGAAGGACCGCUCCCAAGAGCAUGGCAAAUCGACCAAGCCAUAUCCUUCUCCGAGCUACCUUUCUCGCGAAUCAAUCGUAUCAGGUUGCGACACCGUCAGCAGCUUGGUACUACAGCUGGUGCACCACGUGACUCGCUGGAGGGAAGUCUCGGAAGUGUAGUACUGGUCGACGAGCCUGAAUCUAUGAUUGAUGGGUCCCACGCCAACGAUCCUGAGCUCCUUGAUCUGCUUCUGGUAUCCCGCGAGCUUGGCGCAUCGGAUCCCAGAGACAAAGUCUACGCAUUACUUGGGCUAGGCCGGCACGAUAUCACUCCUGACUACGAGGCCUCACCUGAAGAUAUCUACAUCGAGUUCGCACAACACCAAAUUGGUGCCGUGACCAAUCUUCUGUCGGAAGCUGAAGCCAAUGACGAAGAGCUGGAUGUCAACCGAACAGAAGUCCGCAGAGCAAUGGUCAUGCUUUCCUGCGCUGGUCGACAGAACCAGAAGCGCAAGCUACCCAGUUGGGUACCAGAUUGGACUACGAAUCUGGCUUCGCGCCCACUGAUCUUUGGACUCGGUGGAAACUAUCGUGCGGGCGGUAGUACGUUAGGAAUGGUUGACUACGACUGGGAACGAGGUCUCCAGCUUGGUGGUAUCCUCCUUGACACCGUUCAAACAGUCGGAGAAACCCUGCUGCAGCUCGAUAGCGACCUCGACCCUCACGAGAUGAUAACGCAAUGGUGGCGUGAAGCCCAACAGAUUGCACUAGAGCGUAUUGUCCGCUCACCAGGCAGCACAAUCUACACCGAUGCCUUCGAAGCCUUACGGAGACGACUCAUGCUCUGUAAACACGGCUACUAUGUUGGCGAAGGUAGCAAUUCCCGCAGAGACAGUCUGCUCGACGACCAAGACAAUGGUGAGAAUAGCCGCCAUAGCGCUACCCAGACUCUCACGCUUGGCCCGACAAGGGGGCGGGUCAUGUUUGCAUCUUCUACAGGGUUCCUGGGUUUAGUACCGCAUGGGACGCAAGAGGGCGAUGUAGUCUUUGUGAUUAGAGGCGCGGAUGUACCGUAUGUUCUUCAACAUGUCCAUGGUGAUGCUUAUGUUCUGAUUGGUGAGGCGUAUGUGCAGGGUGUCAUGGAUGGGGAGGCGUUAGGCAUGGGGUUGAAGCAGACGAUUGUGCUGCGAUGA